Molecule: messenger RNA, 1867 nt
Organism: Pterocles gutturalis (yellow-throated sandgrouse)
Lineage: Eukaryota; Metazoa; Chordata; Aves; Pterocliformes; Pteroclidae
Gene: SLC26A8
Product: solute carrier family 26 (anion exchanger), member 8
Exons: 14
Biological process (GO): transmembrane transport
Cellular component (GO): membrane
Molecular function (GO): oxalate transmembrane transporter activity; bicarbonate transmembrane transporter activity; sulfate transmembrane transporter activity
Source: RefSeq, a predicted model, not a curated record
AUGCCGAAGACACUCGUCGAUGCUUACCUCGCUGCAGCAGCACUGCAUGUCAUUGUAUCACAGUUUACCUUUAUCUUUGACAUCAUGAUUGUCUCCCAUAAGGGCCCCAUGAGCAUCUUCUAUGCUAAUGCCACCGGCAUAUUGCUGUUUUUGCUUGGCAUGGCUGCACUACAAGCCAGUAAAUCUAUCAGGAUAAAUUAUAAGCGUAGUCCUGUUGCAUUUCCUAUGGAACUUGUCUUGAUUAUCACAGUCACCAUUAUUUCUAAUCUCAUUCAUUUUCAUGCUGAAUCUAGUAGCGCUGUGGUCAGUAUGAUUCCUGAGAGGUUUCUGCCUCCUACACCGCCAGUUUUAUCAAACCUGAGAGAGAUCAUACUGCAUGCCUUCCCCCUUGCUAUUGUAAGCUAUUUCCUUCUCGUUUUUGUUGGAGAGAGGUGUGCUUCACGUCACAACUACGAUAUUGCCAGCAACCAGGACCUAAUAGCUGUGGGGCUAUGCAAUAUUUGCAGCUCAUUUUUCAAAAGUUUUGUUGUCAGCUGCACUAUUUCCGGAACUGUAAUUCAAGAGAAGACGGGUGGAAAAACACAGCUAGCAGCAGCGAUUGGAGCAUCUGUGAUGCUGGGGAUUGCGCUGACACUAGGACGCUUUUUCCAGACAAUCCCUAACUGUAUACUGGCUGCUAUUGUGGUCUUUAACGUGCUUCCUUUUCUUGAAAAAUUUCUGGACGUCCCUAUCCUGUGGAAGCGAGAUAAGUAUCACUUUGUUAUCUGGCUUGUGACUUUUGCUGGAGUGCUUUGUCUUGGCCUUGACGUGGGUUUAGUGAUCGCCAUGGCAUUUACGUUCUUCAUCAUCACCGUUCGGUCGCACAGAAUGAAGAUGGUGGUGCUGGGACAGAUUCCAAACACGAACAUUUAUAGAAGUUUAUCCGCCUACAGAGCCAUGGACAUGAAAACAGUGCCUCUAGAUGAAAGUGAAAUGAGGGCUUUCAUUUCACUUAGUCUGUCUGACACUACAGUGGAAAGAAAAUGCUCCUGUGACUGUGAUCCACCUCAACCCCCACCUAGGAUACCAUAUACAGAGAAACUGGUGAAGCGACGGCACGCGGGCAGCAGUUCCUCAUCAUCUUCACUGAAUUUGGUGCGUUGGUCAAAGUGUGGAGACAACCUCAGCUCCAGGACGCUGCUGGUGGGAGCAGCGCAGUAUCUGUCCUAUGGACUUAGGACUGAAAAGAACGAGGGUGAAGAGAGAAGAGCCUGCCCUUCGCCAGGCUCUGCAAUAGAUAACUCCUCAGUCCGGUUCGAACAGCCGGUGCCUUUGCCAUGUCCAGUUCACACCAUUAUUUUAGACUUCAGCAUGGUGCAAUUUGUGGAUGCGAUAGGUUCGGAGUUACUGCGACAGUGCGCUUGUAUAACGCAGGAUUCCUCUAAUGCCUGUAUGGAAUUCUUUCCACAGAUCAUCCAUAUGUUCCACAAUAUUGGCAUUACAGUCCUUAUCGCUGCCUGUCACUCCUCUGUGAUAGCAGACUUCGAGAAGAGUGAUUUCUUUGACAGCCGUGUCACCAAAGAAAGGUUCUUUCUAAGUCUUCAUGAUGCUGUGCUGGCUGCUUUGGACAAGCAUCAAAAUCCAGAUGAGCUAGAACCUGCCGGGCAAGAGUUUGCUGAAGACCUGCAAGCUGAACAGCAGCAGGAAACAACUUUGCUCUUGAAGAAGAAGAGAGAUUUUUACUCUGCAAAGAACUCUGACAACAAAUUUCUCCAUGGAGAGCCAAGCUCAGAGACAUCAUACUUAGCCGAGAGUACGGCAGAUCCAAGCUCUCGCCAGCAGUACGAUACUCCACCCCUGCAGUCGGAUUUCCAGGACCCAGGCUGGG